CACCACCAUCCCAAUCUACCUCCCGCACACCACCUCGACCUCGAGAAGGUCUUCUUCCCCGGCUCCGACUACCGAUCCGCCGCCACCCUCCCCGAUCAGCACGACACCACCACUCCACCCCCACCUCCAAAAAUCAGCCAGUAGCCCACUGAUCCACCAUGAGAUCAUUUCCGCGCUUCAAUUUGACAACCGGAGCCCUCUCCGGCGAAGCCCACAACCACCCGACGCCGCCGUCCACCGGAGUCGACCUCGCUGUCGUCCUGGUGCUCGCCGGCGACCACCACCACUACCAACCGAUGCGGGGUGCCACCCCGAACGCAUCCCGACCAUCGCCGCCUCCUGAAACACUGGCGAUCGCCACCGAAAGCGAAGAGGGGGACUAUACCGAGAGUUUUGAAGAACCUCUUGCUGAUUACUUUGGUCAAGACCUGGAGGAGGACGAGCUUGCCGAGGAGGACUGCGCUAGCGAGCCCAAUGCGUAGAGGUGUUCCGAGUCAGUCACCUGUGGAUUUGGAGUCUACCACAUGUAUCAUCCACUAGUGCUUCCGCUACACGAAUAAAAUAGUCAAGCCUCACCCUAAUGCGUGGCUCACUUUAUUUUAUCGGUGCUAUAGCACCGUCACCCACUGUCAUAUUCCACCACCACUUGUUGUACAAGUUUGUACUAGAUUGUAGAGCACUCUGGCUCCACUCGAUGUAAUAUUAUGUGUGUACUGGUUAUCUAUAUCAAGGAAGUCCACCAGCAGUCCUGAUCUUGGGGCUGGUGAGACUUUGGGCUAUUCUAUGAUUUAUUA
Molecule: messenger RNA, 794 nt
Organism: Triticum aestivum (bread wheat)
Lineage: Eukaryota; Viridiplantae; Streptophyta; Magnoliopsida; Poales; Poaceae
Exons: 3
Coding region: 159-482 (107 amino acids)
Source: RefSeq, a predicted model, not a curated record